This is a messenger RNA of Colletotrichum navitas, 1395 nucleotides long. RefSeq lists its product as uncharacterized. Lineage: Eukaryota; Fungi; Ascomycota; Sordariomycetes; Glomerellales; Glomerellaceae. The record is from RefSeq and is a predicted model, not a curated record. The transcript is spliced from 6 exons. The coding region runs from base 1 to 1395 and encodes 464 amino acids.
AUGGAAGCUAUCAGCUUCUCUGCUCCCUCAUCCAAGGGUAAGGGAGUUAUGGUGGGCUUCUUUCUGCUGGUCGAGGUCUUCCUCCGUGGCGUCACUGGUGCCCCCUCUCAGCCCGACAGCAAAAAGUCCUCUCCUGUCCAGAACCGUGACAGCGAUGCCAAGACUGCUGCUUCCACGCCUCUCAACUACACCUGGGACCCCCGUAAUACUCCUCUUUGGACUGUCCGCCCUGAAGAUCGCCAAAAAGCUUCCAAGAGUGACGACGAGCCCGACCCCUGUGCGAACAAAGACAGACCUGCGACGCUCUACAAAACUUACGAAAACAAUGAGUGCCCUCCCAAGCGCAAAUUCCUACCACUCGAGAGGGGGAUGGGGUUUGCUGACACCUGCGAGGAGUGGAACACAGAGCGUUACCUCCAAUAUGCCUGUACCACGUUUUGUCAGACUUCCACUAGGUUUGAGUGGGCGCAGGAGGUGCCCUUCCCUCAUUCUGCGUGCUAUUUCCCAAUCUUUUGCGGCCUAUCUGAGGACGACUCAGUUAAAUUAGGUUGGAACAUGGGCGGGAACUUCAAGAUCCAGUUCAUAAAGGCACUGAAGAUUGGUAUGACUGGCGGUUAUUCUCAUGACUGGUCCGAAUCCGAAAGCAGGAAGUUCGACGUUGACUUAGCCGAGAGUCAGUGUGGCUACUUCACCUUUAUUCCUGUCAAGAGAAUUAUCUGGUAUGUUUGUUGCUUGCAAGCUUUCAUUUUACAAACACCAGACCAUGUUGACUUAUUUUCGUUUCGGUGUGGCAUAACCGAGCCGGACUGCCCCCCAAGAUGGUAUGAUUUUGGUUCGUGCAAGGCGGGCCCCAAAAAUACCCACCUCUGCAUUUCCAACGGUACCAUCAUCUUUGUCUACACCGACUGCUUCAGCCGGCGGCCGCUGCCCAUGAACAAGCAGGACCCCGUCUACCACGCCCCUGGUGUUGCCUUACACCACGACGUCCUCGACGGAAUUAGACAGAGCUGGGUUGGGAACACAUGUUACAUGUGGAACAUGGGAACCGAGGGUAAGCUGUCGCUCUACAUCCAUGGCUCGGGUUCCAAGGACUCAAUGAUUGAUCCGGAGGGCAAAAAGCUCAUCGAGAGAGUCAACCAUUGCGCCAGAUCCGUCGAUGGGGUCAUAUCGCGCGCUGAGUUCAAUUGGUACUACAGCGGCUAUGCGGGUGAGGAUCCCAAGAUGACGGGCGCCAUGUGGGUGUCCGUGGCGGACGUUCCGAGCAACAUCAGACGCGGCUGCCCCGACGAUGCCAUGAUGGAGCUCGGUGAAAGUACCAAGGACAAGUGCAUCGGAGAAAAAUUCGAGGGCUGUGUGUUCAGCCCAGGACUGAGACUUUGCUGGAGAGUGUCGUAG